This is a messenger RNA of Aricia agestis (brown argus), 956 nucleotides long. RefSeq lists its product as uncharacterized. Bases 115 to 645 code for a protein of 176 amino acids. The record is from RefSeq and is a predicted model, not a curated record. The transcript has a single exon. NCBI's taxonomy places the organism in Eukaryota, Metazoa, Arthropoda, Insecta, Lepidoptera, Lycaenidae.
GUGUACAGGAGUAACUGACACAAUCUUCCAAGACUUUGAACCGGGCGGUCACACUCGGGACAAUAGUUGAAGAAUUUAUAAAUCGCGACGCAGCAGUUCUCUAAAAACCACACCAUGUCUUUUAAGUGUCUAAUUCUCACCGCCGUGGUGAUCACUGCUCAGUGUUCAGUGAUAAAAAUACAGGAGAUACCAAUAAGUGACGACAUGUUGAUGAAGAUCGUGAUCAAGGAAGGAUCGAGUGAUCAGAGCCAUAAAAUCGCGUCAAUCAAGAUUGAUUUGGAGAAGAUAGAACCAGAGGGACCACCUAAAUACACUAAAUAUGAUCCAGAACAACCGAUACACGACUCGCAACCGAGAUCUGAAGAUGAAGAGAUAAUUCCCCCGCCCAAUCACCCCGGACUACAUCUAGGUAACCCAUUAAGUGAAUCACCAAAACCUCAGGAAUCUAAAGAAGUGCCACCAAUAAUAAUUUCUGAAAGCAAAAUUGUUACUCCUACGACUAUAGUUACUGAAGACAGAGGAGAAGAAACGACGCCUAAAAAAGAAGUAGUUCCCAAUUUCGAAAACAGAUUUGGCAUAGGAACCGAUAUAUGUGGGAGUGGAAGAAUAAGAAAGGGUCGCUUUUGUAUUCCAGCUGGAAAAUAAACAGCAGAAGACUAGAUUGAAAAAUCUAUUGGGUGAAUAGAAGAAUUUGAAAAAAUAAUGAAAACUGGUAUUUUCAAAAGAAAAUAUAUGCUGUUAAAAAUAGGGUUUUCUAAUAAUAGUCUAGGCAAUGGCAAAUCAUUAUUUUUAACGAAUCAUAGAAAUGGGGUAUAAAGUUGUCAGGUUGAAUUUGACAAGAGCUUAUGUAUUCGCUAUUGUCAAACGAUCAACUGCUCUGUUGAAUUAUGAAUAGAUAAACUGCUGUCAAAAUUUAAAAAAAAAACAAGGGUGAGACUUGCAGUAAUACUCAAAGA